UUUGGGCUAAACACGUUCAGGAAGAUAAAUAAUAAGGGAGUUGGAUCCUCGCAGGAGCCGGUACGGUGCUUGCUCAGGCCACGGAACAACUAUCAACCUAUUUCCUUCCACCGCCCCGCCCGUCACCGGAGGAGCCAAGGGAACAGGACCGGCUACUGGCAGAGCCGGCUCGGAGGGCGGCGCUGGGCGGCCGGUGGGGGUGGCUGUGCUUAGGAAAGGCCCGACGGUGAGCCACGGGCUCUGAGUUGAUGGGGAAGUGCGUUGGGCCGGCGACAUGGCUGUCGAUUUGGAGGAUGAAGAUGACUACCACCACAGUGCUAACUCUUUGUACAAGCCAUUGAAUGCCACCAUCCAACAAGAGACACCACUGUGUGAGGAGCCAGCGGGAAACAGAUACGAUUUUCACAAGCCUAAGGAUCACUUAAAUGGAACCUACAUUAUUUUCUUCUUUCUGGGGACUGCUUCUCUCUUGCCUUUGAACUUUGUCAUCACCGCAAAGAAUUACUGGAUAUACAAACUUCAGAACUGCUCGGAACAGAUCUCUCCGGCUGAGCAGGGAGCUUCAGAUAUUCGUGACUUCUUUGAAAGCUACAUUUCCCUGGCUUCCACUGUGCCGUCUGUGCUGUGCUUGAUUGGGAACUUCCUGCUAGUCAACAAGGUCUCCAUCAGCAUCCGCAUUCUCUCCUCCUUGACCAUCAUGUUGGCUGCCUUCGUGGUGAUCACGGUGCUGGUGAAAGUGGAUACCUCUGCUUGGACUUCGAGGUUUUUUAUCCUCACCAUCGUUUGUGUGGUCAUCACCAGCGGUGCUGCCACCAUCUUCAGCAGCAGCGUCUUUGGCCUGACAGGGUGUUUGCCCAUGCGGAAUUCCCAGGCAUUGAUUUCAGGUCAGGCCAUGGGAGGAACAGUGAGUGCUGUGGCAUCAGUGGUGGAUCUGGCAGCAGCGUCUGAUGUUACAGACAGUGCUCUGGCCUACUUCUUGAUGGCAGACAUCUUCAUUAUUCUAUGUAUUGGGAUGUAUUUGAUCCUUCCCGAGCUGGAGUACCCCAGGUACUAUAUUAGAAGGCAACAGGGCAGCACACAGCCAUCAUGCACCUUGCCUAGUGACUAUUGGGAGGAAGGGGAUAAGGCAACAGGCAACAACAGCCUAUUUCCACCAGAUGGAAGAAUCCCUCCCUUGCGGUCCAUCCUGAAGAAGACCAGUGUGUUGGGCUUCUGUGUCUUCUAUGUCUAUUUCAUCUCUAUCAUCAUUUUCCCUGCAAUCUCAUCCAGCAUAGAGUCUGUCAACAAGGUCCCAGGCAGCUUGUGGACAGAUAAGUACUUCACGCCCCUCACUAGUUUCCUUCUGUACAAUUUUGCUGACUGGUGUGGACGGCAAAUCACCGCCUGGAUCCAAGUCCCUGGACCUCAUAGCAAGUUGCUGCCUGCUAUGGCUCUGCUGAGGACUUUUUUUGUGCCAUUCUUCAUGCUUUGCAACUUUCAACCUCGAAAACACAUCACAAAUGUAGUCUUCACCCAAGAUAUCUAUCCUGUGGUCUUCACAGUAUUCCUUGGAUUCAGCAAUGGCUAUCUGAAUACGUUAGCAAUUAUAUAUGGCCCCAAAGUCACCCCUAAAGAACAGUCGGAAGCAGCAGGAGUAUUGAUGAUGAUGUUCAUGCAGUUGGGAUUGGCUUUGGGAUCAGCCUUCUCAGUUCUUAUGGUCCAUCUCAUGUAGACGAAAGAGAUGGGAGUAAUCAAGUCCAUCUCCUAAGCUUUGUGGGUACUAGGAAAUUUUCAAAAGGGUGGAACAAACACGUUUUAAAAACCAACUAUUUUCUUGGGGUUUUUUAGGAGGUGAUCUGAACUCUCUUCCUCAGUAGCGGUGGGGAAGAAGCUUGGCAAUGCACCACAAAAUACAGGGGCCAAAUUCACAAGCUUGUGAUGCAUGGGUGAGCCCCUCUCCUUUCCGGGGCAGUGGGGUUAUGUGUGUACUAGUGUGUCCAUUUGAAAUAUUUUGGUACAUGUACAUAUCUUGCCUCAAGUUUUGCUGAGGACACUAGAUUCUAAUUUUUUGUUGCAAUUAAUCUAUCCAUUGUUAAAAAAUAAAAGCAAUUGUUAUAGAACAA
Molecule: messenger RNA, 2102 nt
Organism: Rhineura floridana
Lineage: Eukaryota; Metazoa; Chordata; Lepidosauria; Squamata; Rhineuridae
Gene: SLC29A3
Product: solute carrier family 29 member 3
Exons: 6
Coding region: 275-1711 (478 amino acids)
Biological process (GO): nucleoside transmembrane transport
Cellular component (GO): Golgi apparatus; plasma membrane
Molecular function (GO): nucleoside transmembrane transporter activity
Source: RefSeq, a predicted model, not a curated record